GAGAGAGAGAGAGAGAGAGAGAGAGAGGAGAGAGGACGUGUCGUGAAUGAAAGGUGCAUCAUAAGAUGCUGAAUACCCCGUAGUGUAUUCUUUAUGGAGGAAUCAUCUUCUUGAGUUCAAGUUUCUAUCAAUCGAAACCUCGUAGAUCUAACAUCCAAGAAUCAUUGCAUUCGCAUCGUCUUCUACUCGAUUUGAUACACAUUCCCAUGUAAUUUUUUGGUUUAAAACAAACGACCCCUUCGUUUCUACGUUCCCCGCAUGUUCUUUUUCAAAAUCUUUGAUCAGUCGGAUUCAAGAUUAGGUUCUUCAUCUGGGUUUACAUCAAAAGAAUACUCGUUAUGCAUUUGAAAAUCUAGAAGCCAACGAUUCGAUUCUAAAUUAAUUUCCUUUCUUUUCCGAUUUGAGGAGAGAGAGAGAGAGAGAGAGAGAGAGAGAGAGAGAGAGCGCCAGGGGGAUUAAUGGGUUGUUUUUCUUGCUUUGAUUCGAGGGUGGAGGAAAAAUCGAAUCCUCAAAAAGUUGGGGCUGAUCGUCCUGAAGUCCACCCAUCUGCCCCUUCCAAUAUCUCCAGAUUACCUUCUGGUGUUGACAGACUGAAAUCUAGAAACAAUGUGAGUUUAAGAAGGGAAUCAUCAGGUUCAAAAGAAGGUCCAUAUGGUCAAAUUGCUGCUCAAACAUUCACAUUCCGUGAGCUUGCAGCUGCAACAAGCAAUUUCAGCCCUGAUUGCUUUUUAGGGGAGGGCGGCUUUGGCCAUGUCUAUAGAGGACGUCUUCAGGGUAGUGGUCAGGUUGUAGCUGUGAAACAAUUGGAUAGAAACGGGCUUCAGGGUAACCGUGAAUUUCUUGUUGAAGUUCUUAUGCUUAGCCUUUUACAUCAUCCCAACUUAGUGAAUUUGAUUGGGUAUUGUGCUGAUGGAGACCAAAGACUUCUUGUUUAUGAGUUCAUGCCAUUGGGUUCACUAGAAGAUCACCUUCAUGAUCUUCCACCGGACCGAGAAGCACUAGAUUGGAACACAAGAAUGAAGAUAGCUGCAGGAGCAGCCCGAGGUUUGGAGUUUCUUCAUGAUAAGGCUAACCCUCCUGUGAUUUACAGGGACUUCAAAUCCUCCAACAUUUUACUCGGUGAGGGAUUUCAACCAAAGCUCUCGGAUUUCGGGCUUGCAAAACUGGGCCCCACUGGUGACAAGUCCCAUGUUUCAACGCGUGUCAUGGGGACAUAUGGUUAUUGUGCACCUGAAUAUGCCAUGACCGGUCAACUCACGGUCAAAUCUGAUGUGUACAGCUUCGGUGUGGUUUUCCUAGAGCUUAUUACCGGUCGUAAAGCCAUCGAUAGCACUGCACCACAAGGGCAACAAAACCUUGUAACUUGGGCAAGACCAUUGUUUAAUGAUAGAAGGAAGUUUGCAUCAUUGGCGGAUCCAAGGCUUGAAGGUCAUUAUCCAAUGAGGGGGCUUUACCAGGCUCUAGCGGUUGCAUCCAUGUGUAUCCAAGAACAGGCGGCGGCUCGACCGUUGAUAGGUGAUGUGGUGACCGCGUUGUCUUAUCUUGCGAACCAUGCGUAUGACCCUGGUGCGGUCAAUGGUCAAAGCAACAAGCACGCGAAUGGGAGGGUUUUAAAGAAUGAAGAAGGUGGAGGAUCGGGGCGUAGUAGAUGGGAUCUUGAAGGAUCUGAGAAAGGAGAAUCGCCAAGAGACACACCCAGGAUUUUGAACAGGGAUCUUGAUAGGGAAAGGGCUGUUGCAGAGGCAAAGAUGUGGGUGGAGAAGAGAAGGCAGAGUGCUCAAGGCAGUUUUGAUGGGAAUAGCAAUGGCUCUGGUCAGUAGAAGGAUGGUUUGAGUUUUUUGUUUUUCUUCUUUUUGCCAAAACCGAAUUUGGGAAAAGAUUGGAGGAGUGUAUAGAAACGAUGAGGAGGAUGUUGUGAUGUUUAUGGUUAAUUUUUCCUACACAGUGAGGCAUUUUAGGUGCUUUGUGGGUGUCUUGUUGUUUUUCUAAUGUAACA
Molecule: messenger RNA, 1996 nt
Organism: Lactuca virosa
Lineage: Eukaryota; Viridiplantae; Streptophyta; Magnoliopsida; Asterales; Asteraceae
Source: the annotation of a GenBank genome assembly